UUAAUUCAAAUUUUCAAUCUUACUUAAUUUUGUCACAACUCUUGAAUUGAAUAGCCCUUAAUUAAGAAGAAGUUGCUGAUUGUAAAGUUGCAGAGAGCGAGAGAAAAAGAUGAGAGUUGCAGCGCAGAAUCCGUCGUCGUAUUGCGUGGAGGAGGAGAAGGCAUGCAUCAUCGGGUGGGUGGACACGUAUUUCAAAGACUGCCUCUGCAACAUUCGCGAUGAGAUUUCUUUCGGUUUCGGCCUCAUCAGCCUCAUCUGCUGGGGAGUUGCUGAAAUUCCUCAAAUCAUCACCAAUUUCAGAACCAAAUCCGGCCAUGGAAUCUCCAUCUUCUUCCUCCUCACUUGGAUUCUCGGCGACAUAUUCAAUUUGAUGGGCUGCCUUCUCGAACCUGCGACGUUACCAACCCAGUUCUACACAGCGGUGCUGUAUACAGUGAGCACAGUGGUCCUAGUUCUUCAGAGCUUCUACUAUGACUAUUAUCGCAGGUGGCGAAAUCUGAAACCUAAAGAAUCAGAGCAAGAGGUUGAUGAAGAGCUGAAGAAAGCUCUAAGACCAACACCCAAUACUGAUUCCUCCAUUCCAAUACCCAAUGGCUCCACCAGCAGAUUAGUAUCGACUCGUAGAGAACCUUAUUACUACACCUCUGCAAGAUCAAUGGCUGGAAGCAGCACUCCGCCUAUAGGUUUGCGUUCUUAUCUUUGGCCCAUCAAGAGUGGUCCUUCUGCUGUCGGAUUGGACAACGACUCCUCUUCAGACGACGAAGCUCAUACCGUUCCACCAAGGAAUGCAGUCAGCAAACCUAAGCCAAUUCCAAGAUCUGCAGGGUAUGGAGCAUUUCUGGCUACAUCCUUCAACAUGCCGCGAGAAACAAAGGCAUUGGUGCAAGUAUAUCUUGGAUUGAGUGGGAGAAAAAUGUUGCAAUUGGGACUGAAUCAAGAAGACGGAUCAGAGAGUGUGUUUGGUCAGUGGUUAGGAUGGAUGAUGGCUGCCAUUUACAUGGGUGGAAGGCUACCUCAAAUAUGGCUAAAUAUCAAACGAGGAAGCGUUGAGGGAUUGAAUCCUCUCAUGUUUAUCUUUGCACUUGCUGCUAAUGCUACUUAUGUAGCCAGUAUUCUUGUGAGAUCAACAGCCUGGAGCAAAAUUAAAGCCAACUUGCCUUGGCUGCUGGAUGCUGCUGUCUGUGUAUUGCUCGACUUAUUCAUAAUAUUGCAGUAUAUUUACUACAGAUAUUAUAGGAGGGAGAGGCGCAGCAGCGGAGAAGAAUAUGUUGAAGCCACAAAAUGAGAAUCCAAUGUAUUUGAUGUUAUGUUGAUUUAGGGCCUCUAAUGUUAUGAUAUUUUUACCUGUUAUUUAUGCAUUUUUCGACUGAUCGUUAAA
This is a messenger RNA of Salvia hispanica, 1378 nucleotides long. Its product is annotated as vacuolar histidine transporter YPQ3-like. NCBI's taxonomy places the organism in Eukaryota, Viridiplantae, Streptophyta, Magnoliopsida, Lamiales, Lamiaceae. The record is from RefSeq and is a predicted model, not a curated record. Gene Ontology annotation, cellular component: membrane.